Messenger RNA from Stylonychia lemnae, 3408 nucleotides. The record is from the annotation of a GenBank genome assembly. NCBI's taxonomy places the organism in Eukaryota, Ciliophora, Spirotrichea, Sporadotrichida, Oxytrichidae.
AUGGAAACUACAACAACUACUUAUGAUGAAAAUCAGAAGAUCGCACUCAUUACUUCAAUGUGUGGACCUUUGAUGAAUAGGAUAAAGCUUUUAAUCUAAAAUCCACAAAAAAACAAGCAACUAGCCUAAAAUGCUCAUCUUAACAGUUUAAUAGAGUGUAUUGCUGAGCAUCUGCUUCCAUAAUAUUGUGUUAGCAAUUUCUAGAACCCUAAGAAACUACAAAUAAUGCACAGUUUGUGUUUCCUAUUAGCAAGCAAGAUUUAAUCUGUUUUCACUUCAGGAGUUAUUAGAACCUGCAUAGAUUAAAACUGGGAUCUAAAAGGGUACAAGAGUGUAUUAAUAAGAAUUCUUCAAGAAAUGGGCCUCGAGGCUGAUGACUACAAAAAGAUUCAAGAAUUCUUUGACAAGAUGAUCUAGUCUCAAAAUCUUUAGAGUCUUUCCUGCAUUAAAGCUACCUCUUAAUAUCUGAGAAAGGCCAACAAGACUAACAUCGACGAGGAUGAUUUGAAGAACCCUAUCGUAUCUUUCUAAACCUCUUUCUAAUUUGUUAAAGAGGAGAUUGAGAAAUUUAGAGCCCAAAAUAUGAAUCACAGCUGUUUCACAGUUUUACAUCCAUGGGCCUAUGACCUAGACCUUGUAGACUUUAAAUAUGUAAUCAAUAGAGACCAAACUCACAAAAUAACUUCAGCUUUAAGUGGAAGCCAAGAUGCUCAAGUAAUGUGGCUUUCUUACUUCAAAUCUUAACUGUCAGCCUCAGCAGAUGAAUUUUUUGGUGCACUCAAGGAAAUCAGCAUUAUGAAUCAUGUUCAAGAUGCUUUUGAAGCAAAUCAUAAUGUCUAUAAGAUUUUCAUGCUUUCCAACAAUUUUGUCGUUAGCCUUAACGACCAUGCUGACUAAAUUAAUCAAUUUGUCUCCUAGAUCAUUGGCAGCUCAGACUUAAAUGUACUGAGAGACUAGUUGAGACUUACCCAAGGCUCAAGAUAGCCAACUGAGUAUGUUGAUGAGAAUCGUUUCUUUAAGAACUUUAAAAUUUCGACUGAGCCAGAUUAUGACGUUUUGCACUAAUUUGUAAAAGAAACAAACCUUGUUUAACUAACACCUGAUUAAGUCAAAGUUAACUUGAAUCUGAAAAGACACGUCUUCAAGAUUAAGCCAGUACAGGAAUAAAACAGCAACCUCUUUCUUAAGUUCACUAAUGUUGAUACAGAUGAAUUAAAAGACUUAGAGAUUAAAUUUGAUGGUAACCUUGCUCAGUUCAAGGUUGGAGAGGGUGACUGCAAUCAUUUUGUUAUCAGCAAUGACAAGAAGCUUUGGGAAAGUCAGUUUAUGAUCAUCUAGAAAGACGGAUAAUACUACAUUAGAGAUUUAGGUAUCGUCCAUACUUCAAGAGUGAAGGUCAACAGCCAAACUGCUCUUUAAAUUCACUAAGGAGCUUUACUUGAUCUUGGAAAAGUUGUCCACUAUCAUGUUGACAAAUUGAUACAUGAAGCUGUACCAAACUAGGAAUCCAAUCCUAAUUUCAUUGUAAUGAAAGGUACUCAGGCAAACUACAAGGUUGAUGAUGAGGCUAUUUUGAGGGCAAGACCUACUUGGAUCUCUGCAGAUGAAAAUAAGGAUCUCGUCUAAAAUGAAAUUAUCUUAGAAAACAAUGAAAAGAGCGUCUUCUCUGUGGGAAGAUCAAACAGAAGAGAUGUAGAAAUUAGACUUAAAGCUGUUAGUGCAGACCAUUGUAAAAUUGAAUACAAUAGAGAGGUAGGAUGGUUCAUUCAUGAGAAUAAGAAAGAUAGACUAUCUUCAAACGGAACUUUUGUGUUUAUGAAGAGCCUCUAGCAGAUGGAUGAUCACGAACCCUCUGACUUGAUUCCUCUUUUUAAUGGAAUGACUGUUUCUUUCAUCAACUAUGAACUCUAGGUGAGAAUAGAGCCAAAGAACUCUGAUGAGUAGGCUGCUAACUAAUAUGAGACGGUUGAUCUAACUCCGAUUGAGAGACCUUAAUCAAGCAGAUCCCAGGUCAGUGCCAAAUAAGAAGCUCAAUCGCAAGUUAGCAAGUAAGCUAGCUUGAGAAGCUAAAGAUCAUAGGCAUAAAAUGAAUCUGUCUAUGAUGAUAGUAUGGGUGCUACUAAGAAGCAAAACAAUGAUUCAUCAGCAAUAAUGGAGGAUUAAAAGUCAAAUAGGUCAGUUGUUUCAUAGAAAUCUCUUCAAUAAGUUGCAAGUUAGCAUGAGGAAGACCAAGGAGCUAAUGACUAAGAAGAAGAAGUCAAAUCUCAGAGAUCAAAUCAUAGUGCAUCAUAGAAAUCACUAAGACAGAGUGUCUAAUCAGUCAAGUAAAAUCAAUCUAUUAAUGGAGACCCAGAGGUCGAUAAUGAAGAAUAGAAUGAUAAUCCAGCAUAAGAAGAAGAAGUUAGAUAAAGCAUUGCAUCUCAAAGAUCUCAUAGAAGUCAAGCAUCAGCGAAGUAAUCAGUGGUACAAAACGAUGAGGAUCAGCCAGUUGUAGAAGAAUAAUAAGAUGAGGCACAAGUUUAUCAGGAAGAGGCUAGUCCAAAAGGAAGUGUGGCCAAAAGUCAAAAAGAUGAAGAGGAGGAAUAGAAGCAAGAAAUUUAGAGAUCAUUCUCUCAACAUCAUAUAGGAGAAGUAGAUGAUGGAAUGAAUGCUUCAAUUCGUUCAGCCAAACACCAGCUCAUUCAUUCUGACGACGAAGAAGAUUAGUAAGACAAAGCAGAUUAAAACAAAUCUGUGCAUGAAUCAGCAAAAGGCUCUGUGAAGGGAUCUGUAAGAGGUUCGGUCUAGGGUUCAGUGAAAGGUUCAGUCUAAGGCUCAGUUCACGGUGGAGAUGAUGAGGCUUAAUAAGAAGAACUUAAGUCCUAAAGAUCUAUCAAAUCUUUGAAAUCUGCAAAGCAAUCUGUUGCGCAAGAGGAAUAACAAGAACAGCCUAAUGAUGAUGCUUAAGAAGAGGCUCAAGCUUAAGCUGAUGAUGAUCAGAAAAGCAUGAAAUCAGCUUCAAAGCAAUCCUUACAUGAGCCAUCUGUCAGGGGAUCUAUUCAAGGCUCAGUGCAUAAUCAAUCUGUUCACUACGAAGAUGAUGGAAACGUUUAUGACAAAUAAUCUAUUCAUGAACCUUCAGUACAUGAAUAGAGCCAGAGGUCCAUAGUCCAAGCUUAAGAAGAGCAGGCAGACAAUUAACAACAGGAGGAGUAGCAAUAAGAAUAGGAGGAAGUAUAGAAGCAAGAGGAGGAUUAAAAUCAGGAGGAAGAACAACAGCAAGAGCAGGAAUAGGCAACCUCUCAUCACACUGCUAGCGUUCACGAAUCUCAGCACUAAGAUGCUGAUGAAUAACCGCCAGCUGAAUAGGAGAAUGAAGGUCAAGCCUAGCAAGAAAAUGGAGGAGAAGGAGGAGAUGCUCAAGAAUGA